Molecule: messenger RNA, 1453 nt
Organism: Cydia amplana
Lineage: Eukaryota; Metazoa; Arthropoda; Insecta; Lepidoptera; Tortricidae
Gene: Mpi
Product: mannose-6-phosphate isomerase
Exons: 7
Coding region: 234-1445 (403 amino acids)
Biological process (GO): carbohydrate metabolic process; GDP-mannose biosynthetic process
Cellular component (GO): cytosol
Molecular function (GO): mannose-6-phosphate isomerase activity; zinc ion binding
Source: RefSeq, a predicted model, not a curated record
AGAUUUCUCGCUUUGCAUACAUCACAAAGUUAUCUAGUUAAAACUUCUAAGAAAUAUAUAGAAUUUUAAUUGUGUCAAUUGCCUUCCAAUCAAGUCAAUUAAUAAAACAACCGACUCUUUACUACUGUCGGUCCUGUUGAAAAAGUUUGUUUCUGUUCAAAAGGUUUACCAUCACACUUGUGAUUAAAUUCCUCAGAUAUAGAUUGAAUCAAAUUGUUUAAAACAAAGACACAAUGGAAUUGCAGUAUAAAGUACAGAAUUAUGAUUGGGGUAAACUGGGCCCCGAUAGUACAGUAGCAAAAUUUUUGUCCAGUGCUGACCCAAAUGCCACAAUAGACCCAGAAAAGCCCUAUGCCGAGUUGUGGAUGGGUACACAUCCUAAUGGCCCAUCUCUUAUCUUAGAAAGAAAUGUGUUGUUGUCGGAGUAUAUUAAAGAUAACCUGGAUGCUAUCGGGCCGGCAGUGAAGAGGAGGUUUGGAGUAGCCGUGCCCUUUCUGUUCAAAGUCUUGUCAAUCCGCAAAGCCUUGUCUGUGCAGGCUCACCCAAACAAGGAACAAGCAGAAGAUCUCCACAGAAACUUCCCAGAUCUCUAUAAAGACCCCAACCACAAGCCUGAGCUGGCCAUCGCACUGACGUCAUUUGAAGCUCUCUGUGGGUUCCGGCCUUUAGAGGAGAUUCAAAACCAUCUCAGAAAAUUGCCGGAGCUGACUAGGAUAUUAUCAGAAGAAAGUGUGAACACCUUCCUCGCUCACAAGGAAUCUGGGGAAAGCGGCGUUGCUCUGAGGCAAGUGUUCAGCUCCUUGAUGACGAGUGACAAGGCAGCUGUAGCUGCCAGUUUGCAGAGUUUGCUGGAUAGGUUAGAGAAGGAAGAAUCAACCCAAUCAUCUCUCCUGUACCCGCUGGUUCGGCGCCUGCACACCGAGUUUCCGGGCGACGUGGGUUGCUACGCGCCGUAUUUCAUGAACUACCUGCAAUUGCGGCCCGGCCAGGCCAUAUUCCUGAACGCUAACUUGCCCCAUGCCUACAUCAGCGGAGAUUGCAUAGAAUGCAUGGCAUGCUCCGACAACGUGAUUCGCGCGGGCCUAACGCCCAAGCUGAUGGACGUGCCACGCCUGCUGGAGAUGCUGGACUACAGCAGUUACACGCCCGACCACCUGCUGUUCAGCCCGCAGCUGGAGGACGGCAACAGCUGCAUAUGGCGCCCGCCCGUGCCGGACUUUGCCGUCGUUAAGAUUAGGGUUGAGAGCGGAGACAGCUACAACACCGCCAUCCGCGCCAGCCCUAGCCUGCUAAUAGUAACCUCAGGUACCGGGUCUGCCUGCGACACGGAGCCGGUACGAGCACGGCCCGGCGUCGUAUUGUUCCUUAAGGCCAGUCGUCAACUCACACUCACACCUGAUGCUGGGAGCCAUUUGGAGCUAUACCAGGCCAUAUGCAACGUUUAAGAAGUAUA